Molecule: messenger RNA, 645 nt
Organism: Trichoderma breve
Lineage: Eukaryota; Fungi; Ascomycota; Sordariomycetes; Hypocreales; Hypocreaceae
Product: proteasome subunit domain-containing protein
Exons: 4
Coding region: 1-645 (214 amino acids)
Biological process (GO): proteasomal protein catabolic process
Cellular component (GO): proteasome core complex; nucleus; proteasome core complex, beta-subunit complex
Molecular function (GO): peptidase activity
Source: RefSeq, a predicted model, not a curated record
AUGUCUCGCGGCGGCGAAUCACACGACAGGCCCGGGGAGGUUCUUCUGGGAAUUACGGGCAAGGACUUUACUCUCAUCGGCGCCUCCAAAGCUGCCAUGAGGGGAGCCACCAUCCUCAAGGCAUCCGACGACAAGACAAGGGCGUUGAACAAGCACACUUUGCUGGCUUUCUCUGGCGAAGCUGGCGAUACAGUACAAUUCGCCGAAUACAUCCAACGAAAUGCCCAACUCUACUCCAUGCGCAACGAGACCGAGCUGUCACCCUCUGGCCUCGCCCACUUCGUCCGAGGAGAACUCGCCACCAGCCUCCGAUCCCGAAACCCAUACAACGUAAAUCUCCUCAUGGGAGGAGUUGAUCCCAUUACCGGCAAGCCCUCUCUAUACUGGCUGGACUACCUAGCGUCGUUGGCGGAGGUACCGUACGCAGCACACGGUUAUGCGCAAUACUACUGCCUGUCUCUUCUUGACAAGCACCACCACCCAGACAUUACACUAGGACAGGGAAUCAAGCUUAUGACGAUGUGCAUAGAUGAGCUGAAGCGUCGACUACCGAUCGACUUCAAGGGAAUGGUGGUCAAGGCAAUCAAGGCAGACGGAAUUGUCGAUAUAGAAUUCGACGACGACCGUAUUGUGAAAAGCGCAUAA